AUGGCCGACGACAGCCCGGACAACAGGGACGCAAUCUGCGCGGUGAUGGCCCAGGAGGGCUACCAGGCCGGCCGCGAUGACUUUUUGAGCUACAGGGAUGGCGGCAGCGGCCUGCGCUACGUGCUGCGCGCCCGGGACGACCGUACCGGGGAGGUGGUGGCAGUGAAGGGGUUUGAGCGCGGUCCGGGCAUCAGCCAGAAGCACCUGACCCGCGAGGUGCUGUACCACCGAGGGCUGGUGCACAAGCACGUGGUGUCCUUCAAGCGCGUCUUCCUGACCCCGACCUACCUAUGUAUCGUGAUGAUGUACGCGCCGCACGGCACCGUGCAGCAGUGGCUGCAGCAGUGCGGGUGCUUCCCGGAGGCCGUGGGGCGGGCCCUGUUCCAGCAGCUGGCCUGCGCGGUGGGCUUCUGCCACGACAAGGGGAUCUUUAACCGCGACAUCAAGCUGGAGAACCUGCUCAUGACGGUGGAGAGCACCCCCGUGGGCCAGCACUUUAAAGUCCAGCUCUGCGAUUUCGGGUUCAGCAAGGGCCGGCACGAUUCCACCCCCAAGACGCUGGCGGGCACCUGGGGCUACAUCGCGCCCGAGGUGGUCAAGAGCUACUAUGAGCGCCGCCGCUACGACGGGCGCGCCGCGGACAUCUGGUCCCUGGGCAUCUGCCUGUACCGCCUGCUCUACGGCAACCUCCCCAUGGUGGCCACGCCGGACCGGCCCAGGCAGCGCAACUGGUGGGUGGGCGCGGAGGUGCGCCGCCUCACCCAGCUGCACGUCGAGAUCCCGGAGGUGCAGGAGCUGGGCGUGGAGGACGGGCUGCAGAAAAUCAACCGGAUCUCCGACCAGUGCAGGCGCCUGCUGUCCCGGCUGCUCUGCGCCGACCCCGCCCAGCGCAUCACGGUGCAGGAGCUCCACGCCGAUCCCUGGUUUCUGACCGACUACCCCGCGGAUUUGGUAGGGUACAAUGAGCGGCUCGUGCAGGAGUACGCCAGGGACAUCCGGUCCCAGGUGGACGAGAUGCUGCAGAGCGAGGAGGAGCUGAGGGAGUUGGUGGCGAUGAGCGUGAAGGCGCCCGGUGUGGAAUGGGUGGGAUCGCCGGCGGUCACGGCCAGCAGCGCAUCGGGCUUCACGACGGUGGGGAUGGUGACGGAGUCGACGAUGGGGCAGAGCCCCAUGCACGAGGGGGCAUGA
Messenger RNA from Ostreobium quekettii, 1188 nucleotides. The record is from the annotation of a GenBank genome assembly. Lineage: Eukaryota; Viridiplantae; Chlorophyta; Ulvophyceae; Bryopsidales; Ostreobiaceae.